Molecule: messenger RNA, 945 nt
Organism: Onychomys torridus (southern grasshopper mouse)
Lineage: Eukaryota; Metazoa; Chordata; Mammalia; Rodentia; Cricetidae
Product: olfactory receptor 145-like
Exons: 1
Coding region: 1-945 (314 amino acids)
Biological process (GO): G protein-coupled receptor signaling pathway; sensory perception of smell
Cellular component (GO): membrane
Molecular function (GO): olfactory receptor activity; odorant binding; G protein-coupled receptor activity
Source: RefSeq, a predicted model, not a curated record
AUGACCCAGAAAAGAAUGGCCUUAGGUAAUGUCUCUUCAGUGAAGGAGUUCAUCCUGCUGGGCUUGACACAGCAGCCAGAUCUCCAGCUGCCUCUCUUCUUCCUCUUUUUGGGAAUUUAUGUGGUCUCCAUGGUGGGAAACCUGGGCUUGAUGGUUCUGAUUGUUUUGAACCCUCACCUACACACUCCCAUGUACUACUUUCUCUUCAACCUUGCCUUUAUUGAUUCCUGCUGUUCUUCUGUCAUAACCCCUCAAAUCCUGGUGAGUUUUAUGAAGCAGAACAUCAUCUCCCAUGAUAAGUGCAUGACUCAACUUUUUUUCUUCUGUUUCUUUGUUAUUGAUGAAUGUUACAUUUUGACAGCCAUGGCCUAUGACAGAUAUGCUGCCAUCUGUAAGCCCCUGCUUUACCAGGUCACCAUGUCCCAUCAGGUCUGCCAUUUGAUGCUUGUGGGUGUGUAUGUGAUGGGGUUUGCAGGGGCCAUGGCCCAUACUGGUAGCAUACUAAGUCUGACCUUCUGUGAUGGCAACAUCAUCAAUCACUAUGUGUGUGACAUAGUUCCUCUCCGGAAGCUCUCCUGCACAAAUACUGCCACCAAUGAGCUGGUAGUUUUCAUUGUUGUUAGUAUCAAUGUAAUAGUGCCCACCCUGACUAUCUUUAUUUCUUACACCUUGAUAGUCUUUAACAUCCUUGGCAUCCAUUCUGCAGAGGGCAGGUCAAAAGCCUUCAGUACCUGUGGCUCCCAUGUAAUAGCUGUUUCUCUUUUCUUUGGAGCCUCAUCAUUCAUGUAUCUUAAGCCCACUAGUUCAUCUGUGGAUGAUGACAAAGUAGCUACCAUUUUUUAUACCAUUAUGGGCUCAAUGCUGAAUCCUUUCAUCUAUAGUUUAAGGAAUAAGGAUGUUCACAUUGCACUGAGAAAAACUUUGAAGAAAAGAAUGUUUAUAUAG